AUCGCAACUUCCAAACGACCCCUAAAAGUUGAGAUAUAACAAUCACUCAAAAUGAGUGAUAGUUUCUGUCACAUCACAGAAACAAUCCAUGUAUUGUUUCUGUUAAAAAAACAAAAAAACGAUGCAUUGUAAACAAUACAUGUAGGGGUGGGCAACGGGACGGGACGGGAUACCCGUCCCGUUUUAAACGGGUACCCAGUCCCAUUUGGAGACCAAAGUCCAUCCCAUAUCUCAAACCCAUAUGGGAAACGGGUACCCAUUACCCGUAUGGGACGGAUAACGGGUACCCAUACUACCCAUAAAUACCCAAAGUUUAAAUGACAUUUUACCUAAAGACAAUUAGACAAUUAGUCAAUUACAUCCAAAGCAUUCAUUUCAAAACACAAAAUGGCUGCACAAGUAGCAACUUACACCAAUUCCUACAACCCAAAGAAGGGAUGAUGAUGAAGAUGAAAAGGAAUCAAGGAAGGGGGAAGGACCAAAUAAUAAAACCCAGAAAGAGAACAAGUUCUGCUUCCUGGAAAGUGCCAUGAUUCAGUAAUAAUAAUAAUAAUGUUGUUUCUACUCAAAUCAAUCCUCAGUUUGGCAAAAUAGGGUGGGGAAGGUGGUGAAUUUUGCAGCAGCAAGCAAGGGUGCUCCCACACUUUCCCACUGCCAUUACUUCGCCAUUACUUAAGCCCAAGAUCUUGGGAUACUCACCUACCAAAAUGAAGCAUAUAUUUCUCAUCAGUAUGUUUUCCUUAACUCAACCUACACUGCAGAAAAAGAAACUUCGGGUGUGCCACCAUGAAUGGCAAUAAGUAAUAUAGAAAUAAAAAAGACAACAACUAGUUGAAAUGAAACGAUAAGCUAGGGCCCGACUGAUUCCCAAAAUGAGCUGGAUACGAAUGGAUUUUGAAUUGGGUUGGGCCUGGGCGCAUGGGCUGAAUUAUAUGUCUUUGUAAUUUGAAUGGGUACAACGGGUACCCAUAUUCCCCAAACGGGUAUUCGCGGGUAACCCGCGGGUACCCAUAUUAGGACUGUACAAUUCCAAGUCCCAUCCGUUUAAAAUAUUAUGGGUAAAAUGGGUACCCGUAACCCUUAAAAAACGGGACGAGUACGAGUAUACCCAAAUACUCGUUUCCCGUUGCCCACCCCUAAAUACAUGCAUAAUGACAAUCUCAACAAAACUAACGCAACUUCCAAAUGACCCCUACCCGUUUGUUAUAUAACAAGCAUUAAGUGUACUAUUUUGUAAUUGAGUGAAAGUUAAGUGACACUUUCACAAUUAUUCCAUAUCUUCUUUGUUUCAUAACCCAGAUCCUCAAACGGUUCGCUAAUUCAAAAUCCAGAAUAUCACAGCCCUCCAUCUCAGACCCUAUCUUCACUUCUUUACCGUCGGAUCACCAGUUCACAAUUCGUUUGAUUCACAUCUCCCUCUCCUUGUUUCCCCCCGUCUUCUUGAACACUCCCCCCCAGUUCAAAUCUUUCUUCUCUCUCUACUUUCUUUCUCCGCCAGAUUCCAACUCUUCCACUUCAGAUUUUCCCAGCGCCCCUACUUCAUAAUCUUUCCCUUUCUCUCAGCUCGAGACGGAAGCAGGAAAGAGCGCCGGAGAAAAACUAGCAAAUCCGACUGCCCGGGCGAAAAUGCCGUUCAACUACGAGGCCGCCGCAAGUGCCAUCAAGAACCGGUUCGGAUUCAAUGACCGCUCCACCUCGGAGUCCGUGCCGAGUACUCCGCUGCUGCUGAAUUCGGCUGCUCGGGGCGAGUUUACAUCCGGCAAGCCUCUGUUUGCCGCUUCCGCAGCUCGGAGGAUCGUAGAGUGGGAGGAUGAUGCCGCUGGCGAAACAAGCGGGUUGGCGACUCAGAGCUCGGAGCUCGGUGACGAUUCAUCGUUCUGGAAGGACAACAACGUUCAGGUUAUCAUAAGAAUGCGCCCACUAAGUGGCUCUGAAAUUUCCCAGCAAGGUCAUAAAACUUGUGUCAGGCGAGAGAAUCCUCAGGUGAUAUCAUGGACUGGGCCUCCAGAGUCUCGCUAUACAUUUGAUCUUGUUGCGGACGAGACUGUUAGCCAGGAACAAAUGUUCAAGGUGGCUGGGUUGCCAAUGGUUGACAAUUGCAUGGGAGGGUACAAUAGCUGUAUGUUUGCAUAUGGUCAGACCGGAAGUGGGAAGACUUACACCAUGCUCGGAGACAUAGAAGGAGGUACAAGAAGGCACAGUGUCCAUUGUGGGAUGACACCUAGAGUCUUUGAAUACUUGUUCUCUAGAAUACAAAAGGAAAAAGAUGUUCGAAAAGAUGAAAAACUGAAGUUUGUUUGCAAAUGCUCCUUCUUGGAGAUUUACAAUGAACAGAUUCUUGAUCUGUUGGACCCAUCAUCGAACAAUUUACAGAUAAGAGAAGAUGUGAAGAAAGGAGUAUAUGUCGAGAAUUUAAAAGAGGUAGAAGUCACCAGUUCUCGAGAUGUAAUCCAACAGCUUAUUGAGGGUGCAGCAAAUAGGAAAGUGGCUGCAACUAAUAUGAACCAUGCAAGUAGUCGUUCCCACAGUGUAUUUACAUGCAUUAUUGAAAGCAAGUGGGAAUCACAAGGUGUAACUCACCACCGGUUUGCUCGACUUAACCUAGUUGAUUUAGCUGGAUCUGAAAGGCAGAAGAGUUCUGGUGCUGAAGGAGAACGUUUGAAGGAAGCUACAAACAUUAACAAGUCCCUUUCCACCUUGGGCCUUGUGAUUAUGAAUCUUGUUAGCAUAUCCAAUGGAAAAUCACUGCAUGUUCCAUACAGAGAUUCGAAGUUGACAUUUUUGCUUCAGGACUCACUCGGAGGCAAUUCAAAAACUAUCAUAGUUGCAAAUAUUAGUCCAGCUCUCUGCAAUUCGUUGGAAACAUUAGGCACAUUAAAGUUUGCACAACGUGCAAAGUUCAUUAAGAACAAUGCAAUUGUCAAUGAAGAUACAUCUGGAGAUGUGAUUGGCAUGCGGAUGCAAAUUCAGCAGUUGAAGAAAGAGGUUUCCCACCUACGCAGUUUAGUGAAUGAUGGAGCAGGAAGUUUUGCUGGAAUUGAGGCUUCAGCAGUAAGCAUUGCUGGAUCACCUACUGCUUUUAAAUGGGAGGGGCUUCAAGGCUCCUUCAGUCCUUUUGUUUCUGAUAAAAGGGUGUCUCAGAAACCAGACUAUGAGAUCGCCCUUAUCGGAGCUAUUAGGAGGGAGAAAGAUAAGGACAUGGAAAUGAAGGCACUGAAGGCUGAGAAUCAGGCAGUCUUGCUACUGGCUAAGCAAAGAGAAGAUGAGAUUCAAGGCCUCAAAAUGAGGCUACGAUUUCGCGAAGCAGGAGUCAAACGGUUAGAGUCAGUUGCUGCUGGUAAAAUUUCAGCAGAGACACACUUGUUGCAAGAAAAGGAGGAACAAUUGAAGGAGAUUCAACUUCUACGAACCCAAGUAGACAGGAAUCAAGAAGUUACAAGAUUCGCGAUGGAAAAUUUGAAGCUCAAGGAAGAAAUUAGAAGGCUGAAAUCAUGUUGUGAGGAGGGUGAAAGGGAGAUUAUGAAUGAGCAGAUCACAGUGUUGCAGAAUAAGUUGCUUGAGGCGCUUGAUUGGAAACUUAUGCAUGAAUCAGAAACCUUCUUUUCUCAGAAGGAAGAUUCAGUCAAGGAGAAAGAUGAUGAUAUUGAUCUCUUCAAGUUAAGCAAGGAAUCUGGAUCCCCUUGGCGUUUGAAGGAAGAGAAUGAGUUCCUUUGUAUGCAGGCUAUUCAAAACCAGGCAGAAAUAGACACUCUCCAUAAGCAGUUGAGCUUCUGCCUAGAAGAAAGAGACAAACUUGAAAGCCAUGCCAAUGAGUUGGCAGCACAACUUGAAGAAACCAGAAAACACAUAAAUGAGGAGCCCUCAGUUGGUAUGAACGAUCAAAUGGAGCUCAAAACCAUGGUUGAUGCAAUUGCUGCUGCAACUCAACGAGAAGCAGAACUAUCCAAUGAGAAUGCCGAAGUGAGAUCAAAGCUCGAAGCUCGGAUCCACGAAAAUGAAGAACUCCAGUCGAAGCUGAAGGCCUUGAUCGAAGAGAAGAAUAGUCUCAUUGAGAUGUACGAACGUGCAGCGUCUGAAAGCAAAUACAAAGCUUCAGAUGACAACAACAUGGAUGUAGACAGCCCAGACAACACACCAAACGACUCCGAGUCGAGGAAAGCAGCCCUGGAGAACUUAGAGCAGCAGCUUUCAGAGAUGCAUGAAGAGAACGACAGGUUGCUUGGACUCUACGAAACUGCAAUGCGCGAGAAGGAUGAACUCAGAAAGGAGUUGCAUACAUCAGAAGAAGCAAAAUUGAAGCUAGAAACAGCUCUGGAGAAAAAGCUCUCCGAUUAUACCCGAAUUCUGACAACGGUAGAGGAGGCUCUUACCGAGUUUGACAGAGUCUCCCAUGGAGUGGAAGCCAAGCAACAGGAGCUGAGUUCCUUGGAACAUCGAUCCAAGGAACUGCAGCAUACAAAAUCCGUCGUGGAGAACAAGUUUUCAGCGCUCAGAUGUUCCCUCUCCAACUUCUCUUCCUCCCUGGCCUACUUCGACCAGCGAGAAGCUCGAGCAAGGGCAAGAUUCAACGCUUCAUCAUCUGACCUAUCCCAAAAGGAAGACGGACUCGCCCGUCUUCAGGCCGAGAAGACGGAACUCGAGGCCGCAACAGGUCACAAGGCCAAAGAAUCCCAGCUCGAACUGAAGACGAAGAUUUCCGCUCUGAGAUCGAAGCUAGACGAAGAGAGCCUCCGUCGGCGGGAGAGCGAGAAGGUCCUGUUGGCCAUCGACAACAUCGAGAGAACCGACGGAGGAGGGUUCGGCAAGGCCACGGAGCUACUGAAGUCGGAAGAAGAGAAAGCGAAGGUGCACGCCGAGCUGCAGCAGUCCAUCGACAGGCUUAACUCCACGAGAAAGGAGACCGAGGAUUCGAACAGAAAGUUGAGGAAGAUUGAUGCCGAGUUGCAGGGUCUUCAACUGGAAGUAGAGAAGAGCAGGAAGACGGCAGAGGAAAUGAAGGUUGCACUCGACAAGGUGGUGGAGGAGAAGGAAGGAGUGACGGAGAUGAUCGAAAUGGGGAAGUCGGAGGUGGAGCGGAUGGUGGUUGAGUAUUAUCAGGGAGUGUUCGCCGUAGAUUUGAAGGAGGCGGAGAUGAGGAUUCUGGAGGAGGAAGUGUUGGUGGAGGUGGGAAGAAUGGAGGAUUUGAGAGCUCGGAAAUCGGCUAUUGCCGGAGAAGUGAGCAAGCAUUUGGGGAGAAAUGAAGUGUUGUGAAUCAGGGAUUGUCUCUCGGAUGAUCGGUGAAGAGACAUUGCUGACGGCUGAAGUUUAGGUAUGCUUUGCUUUCAUUUAUCAACCAUGUUGUUUGCAUAGUCUCUGAUGUCAAUUCUGCUUGAAGAAACUGUCAACAGUUUGUUGUUACUUCUUAGUAUCCCGGUUUAGGAUCUGUGACAUGGUUGUUGAUUGUCAUAUUUGCACUCACUAGGGCUACAAUGCUUCAUGGUUCUGAAAUCGUAUCAUUAGAAUGAAAUCGAUAGACGGGUUUUAAUGGUAUUAAACCGUCCGUCUAUUCCAUUAUCUCCACAUGUAUCAAUUUCUCUCGGUGUGAAUCUACUUGUUAAUAGAUCAGUAAGAGAGUA
Molecule: messenger RNA, 5615 nt
Organism: Linum trigynum
Lineage: Eukaryota; Viridiplantae; Streptophyta; Magnoliopsida; Malpighiales; Linaceae
Source: the annotation of a GenBank genome assembly